AUGCCCAGUUCCACGGGCCGGGUAGCCGACUCAUUUGUGACAUACACGAACAAGCUAAAAAGAAGUUUCUGCGCCGUGGCGAACAACCCCGUCGUGUCGGGGGACGGCUCCGAGGAAGAAGGAAGAGUAGACGAACCGCGGAGCGCAAUAGGAUCCAAGCGAAAGCGGACGUCACACGAUGUUUUUGUCCCCGUGGAAGGACCCCAGGAACGUAUCACGGCCGGUGCUGUUGACAUGUGCCAGCAGAUCCCUCCAUCAAGGGAGCUGGAGACUAUUCUGGACAUGUACUUCAAGUAUGUCCAUCCGUGGGUGCCCGUGCUACAUGCCGCAACUUUUCUUAGACGAGUGCGGGAUCCCAAUCGACCGGCUGGGGUGUCUCUACUUGUCCAGGCCAUUGUUGCCGUCGCCUCUCACUUUCUGCUUAGUCACGGUGACGCAGACUCAGAGGAGCAGCAGGAGCAGCAGCAAGAAAUGAGGCAAUAUGCUUCGCUCUGUCGGCAGAAUGUCAUCACCUCAGCCAUCGAGAGCAACGCAAAAGAAUCUAUCCAGGCGCUGAUGCUGGUGACAUUUGAUUCUAUGAAACGAGGCCUCAGCGCAUCGCCAUGGUCACUUGUCGCCAUUAUAAGCCGUAAGAUUGACGCGCUGCAGCUCUAUUCAGAGGAGCCCAUGCGCAGGGAAGGAUUCUCCGACUACUUUUCGAGACCUGCGCCCACUCUGGAGGCGGCCCAUGCCUGGCUGGAGGUAGAGGAGCGCCGUCGGGUGUUUUGGGCCGCCUUCUUGAUGGACCGUUUCUGCAGCAUCACCUCGGGAGCCGCCCCGGGCAUACCGAGCAAGAAUAUCCGGAGGCGGCUGCCGUGCGACGGCUACCGGUGGGAGCAGGACCUGCGCGUUGAGACGUCCUUCUUCAAGACGCACGAACAAGGCGCCGACGAGACCGACGCCCAGGAACCCGAGCCCCCGUUUCCGCCGGCCUAUGCCGACACGGAGCAGCCCAGUGGAAUCGGCGGCCUUGCCUACACGAUCGAAGCAAGCGAGUCGCUCUUCCUCGUGACAAAGUUUCACGCGCGCCACCCCGUGGAGCUGAACAAGGCUUCGCAGCUUUCCAGCUGGCUGAACAAGUUCCGGCACCUUGACUCGAGGCUUUUGCAAUGGGAGUUGUGCCUGACGCAUCGCUGGCGUGACGUGCGCGUCGUCGACGGCUACAUUGACCCAAACCUGGCGCUCGCACACAUGACGCACAAUGCGGCCAUCAUCGUCCUGCACCGGCGACUCGCCUAUCCGCCGGCGUCGUCGCGGGCUUGGCUGUCGGUGCUCGUGUCCGCCGCAUCGCGAGAGGCCUGUGUCAUGGCCGCCAUCAAGAUGAACAGGAUUGCGAAUCGCUACCUGGAUGCCAGCGAUGGAAUCCCGCCGCACCAAUUUGUCUUUUGUCUGUACAUUGCCGGUGAACUAUUCCUCAGCCAAGCAGCUCACCAGUCCAUCCCGCCGGCGGACGAAGUUGGCACAAUCAUGGCUGCGCUCGACGAAAUCUCCCGCCGACUACACCAGGGCCGACAAGAUGCGCAGCAAGAUACGCAAGAUGAGAACCCGGCUGCUAAAUUCGCACGCCGACUGGGAGACCUCCGCAACGACGGCUCGAAGCAGUCAUCCACUGAGAUGUGGUCGGCCAAAACCCUGAUGCCGGCGGGCGGCAGCUUUUCAGAUCUUCAGUUCAUGUCGCCGUUUGGAGAAAUGCCCACCAUGCUACCGCAAUGCGCCAUCUCUCCCUCCAGCGGCAUGAGUUGGCUGGGGAUGGCAGGGCUGGACGGCGGUGGCUCGCCCGAGUUCUUGGGCGACAACACGCUGGCGCGUACGCACUCGCUGCUGCCCAGCGCAAGGAUGGCGAGCACCCUGGCCAGGUCCCCCGGGGGCGCGGCGGAGAGCCCAGACGGGUUCGACUUGAUGGCGGAGCUGCGGAAACUUGAGCACCGGGCAAGAGAGCACGAUCGGAGGCUCAUCGAGGAGGGCGCACCGCAACAGAAGAAGGCACAUGAUUCUUAG
Metarhizium brunneum ARSEF 3297 is the source of this 2037-nucleotide messenger RNA. RefSeq lists its product as uncharacterized. Gene Ontology annotation, cellular component: nucleus. Gene Ontology annotation, biological process: DNA-templated transcription. Gene Ontology annotation, molecular function: DNA binding; zinc ion binding. The record is from RefSeq and is a predicted model, not a curated record. Lineage: Eukaryota; Fungi; Ascomycota; Sordariomycetes; Hypocreales; Clavicipitaceae.